AAUCUGCUCGUGUGAACGGUGUAGACUACGAUUCCCAGGGUCCUUAGCGCCGGGCCCAGGGCCAGCACCGGAAGCCGAUGUGGAGCUGGACCAGGUGACCCCAACAUGGCGGUACCCCAAACUUUCCCACUGGGGCCCAUCCAUGAGAACGCAGGGGCCCUGGAGGAGCCCAGGACCUGCUCUCGAAGCUUGGCUGAGGACUUCCUGGAGGAGGAGCUUCGGCUCAAUGCUGAGCUAAACCAACUGCAGUUUCCAGAGCCUGUGAGCGUCAUCUACAACCCUGUGGAUUACGCGAGGGAGCCGCAUCGCAGCUACGUGACUCAAUACUGCCAGGGCCCCAAGGAGGUGCUCUUCCUGGGCAUGAACCCAGGACCUUUUGGCAUGGCCCAGACUGGGGUUCCCUUUGGGGAAGUGAACAUUGUCCGGGACUGGUUGCGCAUUGGGGGCCCUGUGCUGACCCCUCCCCAAGAGCACCCUAAGCGACCAGUGCUGGGUCUGGAGUGCCCACAGUCAGAGCGGGCGCAACCUCACCCCCACCGACCUGCCUGCGAAGCCCAGAGAGCAGCUCCUGGCGAUCUGCGACGCUGCCCUCCGCCGGCAGGUGCAGCUGCUGAAAGUGCGGCUGGUGGUAGGGGUGGGGCGCCUGGCGGAGCAGCGGGCACGCCGGGCCCUGGCAGGCCUCACACCGGAAGUUCGCGUGGAGGGGCUCCUGCAUCCCUCUCCCCGGAGCCCACAGGCCAACAAAGGCUGGGAGGCAGCAGCCAGGGAAAGACUCAGCGAGUUGGGGCUGCUGCCUCUGCUGACAGAAUGAGUGCCCAGGCCUGGCAUUCCUUACCUAGGAGGCCCCGGUCAGCGUUGCACAGUGGCUGGCAGCGCACAGUAACUAGUUUUCCUGGGCUCCCUGCUGCCAGGAGACUUGUUCUCAGGUCUGUUGGGCUGUUCUCUAAUGGGCCAGGACAUCUUCCAUUUCCAGGUGGGCUGCUCUCCGCUGCUCCUGUCUGCUCCCUGCUUCCUCAACCUUCCCUGGCCACUGCCCUUUGUCUGAUGCCAGGGUCUAGUUGCGCAUGGCGUCAGCAGAGGUGGCUUGUGCAGACUGCCCUGCUCCUUAGGAGCCUCUGUGUAUGGAGAGGUGUCUGAAUACAUAUUUAUUGCUUCAGAGGAAGAUUUUUUUAAAAAAUCUUUUUAAAAAGAUUUAAAGUGGAGUCUCACCCUAGCCUAGGCUGACCUGAAAUUCACUAUUUAGUCUCAGGCUGGCCUCGAACUCCCAG
Molecule: messenger RNA, 1268 nt
Organism: Jaculus jaculus (lesser Egyptian jerboa)
Lineage: Eukaryota; Metazoa; Chordata; Mammalia; Rodentia; Dipodidae
Gene: Smug1
Product: single-strand-selective monofunctional uracil-DNA glycosylase 1
Exons: 4
Coding region: 106-1137 (343 amino acids)
Biological process (GO): base-excision repair
Molecular function (GO): oxidized pyrimidine nucleobase lesion DNA N-glycosylase activity; single-strand selective uracil DNA N-glycosylase activity
Source: RefSeq, a predicted model, not a curated record